Molecule: messenger RNA, 4824 nt
Organism: Sclerotinia sclerotiorum 1980 UF-70
Lineage: Eukaryota; Fungi; Ascomycota; Leotiomycetes; Helotiales; Sclerotiniaceae
Exons: 3
Coding region: 1-4824 (1607 amino acids)
Biological process (GO): endosomal vesicle fusion; protein targeting to vacuole
Cellular component (GO): late endosome; HOPS complex
Source: RefSeq, a predicted model, not a curated record
AUGAGCCCCUCUUCGGAAAACAGUAAUAGCGGGGAGGAAGAUAUAGUUGAUGAACACGAUGUUCCUGCAAAUGGAUAUAAAGAUACGCCAAAGGAUAUGGGUGCAGGGGACGUAGAGCAUUUGGCUGGAGGUCGAAUUUCUGAGCUGCUACAGGAGGAGAGAGAUGAAGGCAUCUCUACGCCGCAGAAGCUAGGAAAUGGUACGAACCCGUACAAGAAAUUUCAAGAUACCGAGAAUAUGUCUGAGGAUGGAUCUGUGGGAGCACCUCCUAGGAGGAUUAAUAGUCCUAUAGACUCAAUCUUAUCCAUUCCAGACGAUUCUCCCUCCGUUCAGGGUUCCGUGCUGUCUUCUCCUGCUGGCAGUGGUAUAUUGCCAUCUGUUGCAUCUAGGCGUGGUCUUGAUAGCCCUACUCCAUCAUUUCGUCCAUUUGACCGGCGAUUCUCUUCGCGUCUUUCUAUAUCCUCCUUGAAUGUUCCUCGCUCCAGUUCGCCUGGUUUCAUGAGACCGCAUUCGCGGCAGAUAUCAAUGAAUAGCCAGAUGCUUCAAGAUGCAGGGGAGACAGACACACCCUCUCCUCCUUGGGAGGUUGUACGGUGGACGAAAUUGAAGAAACUUAGCGGACAAGCAUUUUCCGAAGUUGGCAGACGUAAUUUUGGUACAACAACAUGCAUAGCAGUUUCUGCAUCUAUAGUGCUAGGAACAUCAAAGGGAAUAAUUUUAAUUUUUGAUUACCAUCAAAACCUUAAAUCCAUAAUUGGGCCAGGCACUAAAGCUGUGGAAUCUGGUGCGGUAACAUCUAUUACCGUAUCUGCUGAUCAUCUUGUGGUUGCUGGUGGCCAUGCCAAUGGCAGUAUCUUCACGUGGGAAACGGCAAGAUCAGCCCGCCCGUUUCUUCAUAUUCCGUCCCUAGAACCUUCUCAAUUAGCGAAUCGCAGUGCCGAUGGCCAUGCUCCAGACAUUGCAGUCCGACAUUUGGGGUUUUUAGGCACUAGACAUACGGCCCUUGUGUCUGCAGAUGAUCGUGGAAUGGCUUUUUCGCAUCUUGCAACAAGAGGUAUGGGUGCGGUUGGACGUACUGUUCGGACAACUAGGAUACUCGGUAGAUAUCCUAACGAUGUUGGUCCUUCCGGAAAGCCGCGAAAGCCAAGCACUGUUUUAGCAUUUUCACCUCUCCCACUUGGAAAUGUAGAAAAGGGGACUGAUACCCUAGGUUUGACUGCCAUUUUGACUCCUUAUCUACUCGUGAUCGUAUCCACAACUCCAAUCGCUGAAACUCAGCACAAAGCUGCUCGACCGAAGGAGGUUGCUGCCCAUAGUACCAUGAGUGGAUGUCUUGCAUGGUUUCCUGCCGUUAAGCUGAAGGUUCCGGACCCUGAAGAUGGUAGCCAGAGCUCUAAAGUCAAGCUUGUUUAUUGUUGGUCCAAUAUUUUGACUGUAUUGGAUGUGGAGGAAACUCCAUCUGAUAACAAAGAUAAACCAUCGAGUCUAUCCUUCAAACCUCGUAAUCGUUGGAAGGCGGAAGAAGCUAUUGUUGCCGUUCAGUGGCUCAGUCGAUCCGUGCUUACGGUAUUGACAAUCACACAGCGCCUAAUAGUUUUGGAAGAUGUAAGUAUGCGGAUGACUGAAGCAUUCGAUUUAGUACAUAAGCAUAUCUUCCACCAAGAUUUGUUUUCCGAACAACUACAUACCUUGGUGGAGCAAUUAGACGAAGAAGACCCGUCCAUGCAUGGUGUUGUGGCAGAUGCAUUUUAUAUGAGCUUCAAAGCUUACAAAAGUCGGAUGUUCCUACUUGGCUUCAAUGAUGUAUCAAUAGGAACAUUAUCAAACUGGGCAGAUCGACUAAUCGCAUUGAUGGAAGAUGGUGACUACAUUGGAGCUAUUCAAUUGGCGACGUCUUAUUUCACAGGUGAUGCCGACAAGCUGACUAUUGGAUUACCCGAGGAUACUGCAUUACGGCAUUCUAUGGUGCAAGACAAACUGGUCGAGAUUAUGACUGCUUCUCUCAAGUUUGCUUUCGGUCAACGACAGAAAUACCCAGCUGCUACAGAUGAUCACCUCAAACGAUUGGCUGAAGCUUGCUUCGAAGCAUCUCUAAGCAUUGACGAUAUUGACUUCCUCUUCGACGAGGCUUUUGAAUGGUACGAGGACGGGGAGUCGGAGGGUAUUUUCCUCGAGGUUUUGGAACAAUAUAUAUUGGAUCAACGCAUUACCUCAAUACCACCUACUGUUGUCAAAUCUAUGGUUUCUUACUUCGUUAGUAAAGGUUUUGAAGGUCGUCUAGAAGAAAUGAUAUGUCACAUGGAGACGACAACAUUAGACAUCGACGAAGUCACUACGUUAUGCAAACAACACAAUCUUUACGAUGCCCUCAUAUACGUCUGGAAUCAAGCGCUGCACGAUUACAUAACUCCUCUCAUUGAUCUCCUCACAUUGUUGGUACCUUUUGUCCAAGACGGAGAAUCCUUUCCAGCUGGGAAUGUGGUGGAAGAUCCCAUUUUUGGCAUUAAUGCACUGAAGAUGUUCCCAUACAUGUCAUACACAUUUACGGGCCGAGUCUACCCUACCGGCGAUCAACUCGAGGAUCAAGAAGCUAUGAAUGCUAAAGCCGAACUUUAUUGGUUUCUCUUCUCUGGAAAGACAAUUUCUUGGCCCAGAGGAAACACUGAGCCAUUCUUAACAAAGCCCAAUAACGAAGUUGAACCUUCGUUUCCGUACUUAAGGAUGGUCCUUAAGUUUGAUGCGCCAAGUUUCCUCAGUGCUUUAAACGAAGCAUUCGAGGAUUCCUUUCUUAACGACACGCUAGAGCGAGCUGUGAAUGGUGGCUCAAGUCGUGAUAUGUUAGAGGAGCAUGUAUUUGGCCUUUCCGUCAACAGGCAGUACAUCGUCACGAUACUCCUAGAGGUUAUGAACGCCAAUGAGUUUUCACCAGAAGAUACUAUCUAUUUGGAUAUGUUUAUCGCUCGAAAUCUACCUAAAUUUCCUCAAUAUUUACUACUUUCUGGGACAGCUCUGCACAAAGUUUUGACGGGCUUGUGUAAUUAUCCUGGUGAAGAUCUUGCGGAUGAUGCUCAACUUAGUGCAGAAUACUUACUUUCAGUAUACUAUCCAACCGAUCUAGCAUCUUUGAUGCCUUUAUUUCAAAAGGCUGGUUUUUACCGAGUCCUCAAAAGUAUAUACAAAGCAGACAAGCAAUAUAGUCAACUGGUUCAGGCAUAUUUUGAGGAUCCCGAGGAUCGUGAAAACAUUUUUGAUUGCAUAUCUGACUGCUUGAGACCUCGGUCUGGAUUGACCAAACGCCAGAUUCGGGAGCUGCAUGAAGUUCUCGAGAAGCAUGCCAGUGAUCUGGUUGAGCUCGAUGCCGAGAAGGCUGCUCUAACGAUCCAGAAUUAUGCUCCCGCUCUCCACGAAAAGAUGUUGAGCUCACUUCCUGAACUCUCAGAGGCGCAGUAUGUCUAUUUGCACAGUAUUAUGGAAACGACAACCGGACAAGAAGAAACUUCUAAACGCCCACCCCCUCAAGAGUUCACCGAGCAAUACGUUCAACUUAUGUGCAGAUAUGACACUCAACAUGUAGUGCACUAUGUUGAAUUGGUGCAAGCAUCUGAUCUACGGCUUGAUUAUGUAUUGCCUUAUAUGGAAGAGAGUGGCGUCAUAGAUGCUGCCGUGGUAUUGAUGGCUCGUGAAGGUCGAAUAAGAGCUGGUAUGGACCGGCUAAUAGAACAUUUGAAGAUGUUAGAAGCUACUCUGGUAGGCAUACUAGGCGCUCCGGCCGAGGCUAUGCAAUCUAUGAAGGCAAGUGAAGCCGUGGAGGAUCUUCUCACUGCGCUUCAAAAAUAUAUCAAUGUGGGAAUUUGGUUAUGUCAACGCCAGACGUCACCACAAUCUAACUACCCAAACGCAACUACUAAUGGACGAAAGUCUUCCGGAAAACUCGAACUUCUUGCCGAAGAGGUACUUUGGUUAGAUCUUAUAGAUGUUGCGGUACAAAUGACCCGCAAAAUAUCUCCAGUUCUGGAAGACGCGAAAGUAUCGAAGCCCAAGGAACUAGAUGACGCGAAGCCAACUGCCCAGCUUCGGACUCUUGUUCAACGAACAUUUACAGCUCUGUUAACUUCGACGUCAACACCAACACCCUCGGGUGCAAACUUAUCUUUCCUGCGUAUUUUACGAGCAUUCUUGACGAAGGCAUCGAUCUCAUCACCGAAUCUUAGUGAUCUACGCGCCGUACUAGCCUCGGUAUUCUCUGCUUACGCAUAUGAGGAGAAUAUCUUAAGUUUGUCAAAUCGACUACUCGAUAAGGACCUUUUCGUCAAUGUCCAGUCUGCUACAAAUCUUCGUCAAAGAGGAUGGAGGCCACGCGGUUCCACUUGUGAGGGUUGUGGUCGGAGGGCAUGGGGACCCGGCGUUUCGGGUGAUGUAUUUUCUCAGUGGGAGGAGCGACAGGAACGUGAAGGGCAGAAAAGGAAAAAUCAACAAAUUCUUUUGAGUGGAGGUGCUCCAGAACGAGGAAAGGAGCUAGCUCUCGCUAGCAGUAAUAGUUUGCCAAAGUUCGACGGAGAGAGCAGUGGGAAUGGCAAAGGCAAAGGUAAAGCAAAGGGCAUGGACGAACAAUCGGCGGGAGAUUCUGGAGGUGGAAUGAAUGGUCAGCAGGGCGACGAUAAUAAUCAUGAAAACAAGAUUCGGCAAGAACCGGGGCCAUUGGUAGUGUUCGCUUGUAGACAUAUUUACCAUCGGUCAUGUUUGGAGACAAUGCGGAGGGGUGAAAAUGCGGCGAAGGAUGGGUUUCAUGAUGAUAGGGAAUUCAGGUGUCCUAUAGAUGGGUAG